GAGUCUCCGAUAUCGAAACGCGCGCAAUGCAUUCUGGGAUCGUCUCAUAUAAAAAGUGGGCACCAAGCGUGACAGCGGCCAUCUUGAUAACUAAAGCAUCGUCAACAUUUAUACACUUUUACCUCGCGAUUUUACAAUUUUUUCCAGUUUAAAUUAGAUCAUAGUUUGUAUAUAGUUUUAAUAAUAGUUUGUAUAUAGUUUUCACUAGUUUGUAUAUAGUUUUCAUAUAGUUUUCUCGUCGUUUUUGGCGUGGAAAUGAGCGAGACAAGUGAGCUUUCCCUCGAGGAAGUCAACACAUGGAAGGUGGACGCUCUCAAGUUAUUUUGCCGUAAACGAAAUCUUAAAACUUCUGGAGCUAAAGCUGAACUUGUAGCCCGUGUGUUUGCAGCAUCAGAGAUGGGAAUCCAAGUACAAGCAUCGGCUAAAGAACUAAUGUGCAUCACGGAGUCUGAGAGAGCGAAGCUAUUGUUUACUCCUGAGGGCAGCAAGCUUCCCGAUCCUCUUGGGCUAAAGGACGGAUGGAUUGAUGAAAAAGAUGGGCUAACAUCAUGGCCUCCUAUAUUUCUAAGUGACAUUACGAAAUAUCUGAUGGCUGAUCAUCCUGGAAAGGAUAUUAAACUGCACGAACGGGUCAUGAAUGAGUACAAAGAGGGGAAAGCAUACCGCUUAUUUGACUCGGGCUUUCUGAAAGAAGUUUUCUACCAUGAACUAGAAAAUAUGGAUUUUUGCUUCUUGAAAGCAAAAUGUACGCAUUCGAUGAAGGUUGGUGAUACACCACAUACAUCAUGGAUUUGUUCAAGAAAAAAUGGAGAGAUUAUCAGUGCCUACUGUACCUGUACUGCUGGUAUGAGUGGUUCUUGUAUUCAUGUGAUGGCACUGCUGUUCAGAAUUGAAGCAGCAAACCGUAAUGGUAUGACAAAUCCUGCAUGUACGUCCAAAGAGUGUGUGUGGAAUGUUCCAAUAGGAAACAAGACUGUAAUCAAGCCCUCUAGAAUUUGUGAUAUGGAGUGGAAGGCUUCAAAGCUAAAUAAAGAGACGACCAGACCUGCCAUCGAUAGUCGCCGAAAGUUAUUCAAUUCACAUGAAGAGUUGAAGCCCCUGACUCCAAAAGGAAAGAGGAAGUCGUUUUAUAAUAAUUUGAAGGACUUGUUGCCAGAAUCGAAAUUAAUACUGAAGUACCUGAAUGUGUAA
Molecule: messenger RNA, 1191 nt
Organism: Pocillopora verrucosa
Lineage: Eukaryota; Metazoa; Cnidaria; Anthozoa; Scleractinia; Pocilloporidae
Source: RefSeq, a predicted model, not a curated record